This is a messenger RNA of Patiria miniata (bat star), 3522 nucleotides long. RefSeq names its product neuromedin-U receptor 2-like. Lineage: Eukaryota; Metazoa; Echinodermata; Asteroidea; Valvatida; Asterinidae. Gene Ontology annotation, molecular function: G protein-coupled receptor activity. Bases 135 to 1298 code for a protein of 387 amino acids. Gene Ontology annotation, biological process: G protein-coupled receptor signaling pathway. The record is from RefSeq and is a predicted model, not a curated record. The transcript has a single exon. Gene Ontology annotation, cellular component: plasma membrane.
ACCAUUGGCUAACGAUCGCCAGAAGUUGAACACAGAACGCGUACGCAGAACGUGCUGUCUGCUGGAUAGACAUCUGCUCGUUCCUCCACGCUGUAUAUUGGUCGUUCAACAACACUACCACCACAACCAUCAUCAUGGAAACAGUGGAGGCACUUUCUUGUAACUUGCCCCUAAACGUAUCCACGGGGGAAGACGCAGCCGCGUACGAGUACAACUCCACGGAGAAGACGUUGGUCACCAUCGUAAUGCCGUGGAUCCUCGUCUUCGGUCUCAUCGGAAACUUUAGCUUCCUCUUCGUCUUGUGGCGGGUAACGUGGAUGCGGACCACGCUCAACUUUUUCCUCACCAACCUUGCGAUUGCCGACAUUGUCUUUCUGACUGUGUCCGUCUUGGAAAAGGUCGUCAGUUACGCCGUAUCACCCAUAUCCGUAGAUAAGUAUUUCAUGGGAGCAAGCGGCUGCGUUUUGGUACAUCUGGUGGUGGAUAUUUGCUAUUUCGCAUCAGUGUCUUUGGUAACGCUGGUGACUCUUGAGCGGUACUAUGCCACCUGUCGUCCGCACGUCCACCGCGAGCACAGCACGCGAGCACGGCCGGUACGUCUCGUGUCCAUUGUCUGGUUCUGCUCCUUCACCCUUGCAUGUUCGCUCAUCCCCAGUGUCUGUAAUUUCUUCACCAUCUGCUUGAGGUGGCCGAAUGAGCCGAGAUACCAAAACUAUCCCAACAUCAUGGGGAUUUGUAUUGCGCUGGAUGUUGGCGCUUGGGUGGGCGAUUUCGCCGAUUCUUUGCACUCCGUGCCUUUCGUCAUCGCAAUGAUAGUCAACAUCGUGUUCUUCAGUAUGAUCAUCCGAGCUCUGAACAGCAUGGUGGCACGCGCCCAGCGAUCAGGUUUCAGCGAUCGUAGCCAACACAUACGGGACAGGGUGAGUCGUAUGCUGGUCAUAAACGGCAUCAUAUUCUUCCUGUGUCUUGCACCUUUCCAGGUCACCACUCUGUCCCAUCUCUUCAUGCCCGAUGCGGCGAAGGACGACUUCGUGUGGACACAGGUGUGCCGAGUCCUCGUCUACAUCAACUCAGCUGUUAACCCCAUCGUGUACAACAUCACCAACCCUCGAUACCGCAAAGCCUUUCAGCAGGCUUUUACUACCAGGCGCGGCCAAAGCAAACUCAAGAACUACUUUACCAACCGGUCAAGUAACAUGGAAAUGAACAAUCGCGGCACAAACAACAGCAGGGCGACAUUCAACUCGAACGCGCAAACCUCGACACAACAGGUAAAGACUAUGGCUAGCUCCUUUUGAAACACAAAAUAAAUACACGACGAUACACACCGUGGAAACACUACAAAUUAUAAAACUCACUUGAAGGUUGACUUGGUUGUUCUGUUGUAAACGUAUUUAAAAAGGUAUUUUCAAAUAAUCUUUUGAAAAGAUUUUAUCGUCUGUGAGAAAUUUCCAAUGUAUUAUAAAGGGUUGAAAUUGGCAGCACAAAAAGUUGAUAUGAGCAAGUUGGUUAAAAAAAACCCGAAGAAUUUAGUCUUCAGAUUUAUUGCUAGCAGGCACUGCAGUCAUAUUGAGUAUACUCAACACUUUGACGUUGGAACAUUCAGAACGCAGCAAUGCCACUUUGUUGCUUUUGGCUGAAAUGGCAUUCACGUCAUUUUUUUUUUAAAUACCAGACACAAAAUGUAGCCUACUUUGUAUCUUCUGGCGACAGCCUCACAAAUUGACUAGGAAGAAUGACAUAGGAGGAGUACUACCUACUUGUGCUGUUUUACUCUUCAAGUAACCCGAUUAUGUUUACGCGAGGUGGAUGAAAGUAACACAAAAAGGGAGUGUGCGGUUUCUUUAUUUAUUAAAACAAAGAAUGAAUAGGCGAAAAUUAUAUUUAUGAUAAUUGAGCCCUACCGUUCAGCUUACAUGUAAUUUCAAUUCACAUUAUGUUUAACUGUAUAUUGAAGACGUACAUUUUUUGAGGACUGGGGCGUUUUUGAUUUUGUAUAUGGCACGGAAGUUGCAAAUUGAUGCAGUUUUUAAAACUAGUGGACCAAUUUCACAAAGAGAGUGGUAUUCUUGGGAACAUAAUUGUGAAUAGAGAUUUUAAAUAGGGCCAACUCGUGUAAAUACGUGCAGACAAAAACAUUUAUCAACGAUUACGAAAUAAAUCAAUAUUCCCUUCGCCGACGUAUAAACACUGUACGCUCAGUGAAUAUACAUUGCUUAUACGUCGGUGAAGGGUAAAAACCUAAUAUUGAUUUACGUCCACCUGACGCAAAUUCAUCUUAUAAAUAAUUACGACAAUGAAUUUAAUUAUUGUAUUGUUGUCAUUAAUUGCAAAUCUGGUGACAGUCAUGUGGAGUAAGUGUAUAUUGUGAACCUAUGAACAUUUUCGUCAAAUGUUAUAUAUGAAUUGGUCUAUUGUAUAUAACAGGAACUCUUGAAGUCAAAUUAGACAAAUUUAAUUCUCAUGUACCCUAUAGUAUUAAUCAGUAAGGGGAAAAAGCUUCGCCGACGGUGUUUGCUUAUAAUCCCAGAUCGGAAAUUUGUAUUGAUAAAAUCUAGGCACAUCACCUAACAAAAUGACACGAAAAUGUAUUCACUUUAAAACAAGCUCAUAAUUUGAUUUUUGGAUACAAAAUUCGCCAAUUCAAUUGUUUUGCUGACCGUUUAAUGGAAUGUAAUACACGUGCGAAGAAUACGACGAGACAUUACAGACGUAUGUGUUUCAACUUGACCAAUAUGACGACCGAAAUGAAACUAUCGUUGCCCAAGUGUAAGAAGCAUCGCUUGCGCAGGGUUCUUGUCAACACUUUAGGUAUAGGUUAUCACUGUUUUCCCCUUCUGGGUCCUCUGUUCUCCCCAAAAGAACAAGUGGCUGUUUUUAUGACUCGAGAGUGUAGGUGUAGCGCACUUGUAGUCAGUGUAGUGUUUUGACAUGUGGUUAGAUAUGAAUUUUCUCUGGUUGGUUUCUUAAAUGGCCAGUUCUUUUCUGUUGACUGUUUUUCAAAAAUUCUAAAAUCAAGUUCACACCAAAUCAGCAAUUUCACCAAUGAAAACUAGCUGCAUUUGUGAUAGCCGUGGAAUAAACCGUUGAGUCACUUCCCAAAUUUACCUGGGAUUCAUUAAGUCGUGUUUUUGAUGACAGACUCCGAGCGCAUUUGAAAUUAUUUCUUUGAUGUGCAUGGGCAAUGCCUUGUAGGUAUACCACUCUGUCCACUAAAUUAAUUGUCAUUAACAUUGGUAAUGUCCGUGAUGGCAAUGGCCGAUAAGUUGUUGAACCUGGCCGGCAGAGAUCAAUCGGGAUCUCACGCACAAGUGAUGAUGGAUUAAGCUUAGGAAACCUGACAGGAGAGCUCAUAUUUCAUCACUGUAAGAUGUAUGAUAUAUUGGGAAGAUGCAAGUACAUGUGAUAUAGGAACGGGUCCCGCGCAGUGUUGCUCGGAAAAGAUAUGGGCCUUAUUCGCUAGUCGGCAUAUUGAAUUGAAAGUUAGGUAAAAUCUUAAUUUGUGGAACUUGCGAGGAGAAA